Molecule: messenger RNA, 2133 nt
Organism: Ectocarpus siliculosus
Lineage: Eukaryota; Phaeophyceae; Ectocarpales; Ectocarpaceae
Source: the annotation of a GenBank genome assembly
AUGCGGCGGUUGGCCAGAGCUCAUCCAGAGGCGGUUGCGGCAAUCUCUCCUUCCGCUGUGGAAGAUAGCCGCUCCGUGUACGCUGCUAGUGUUCCGCGCAGUAAGCAGAGCCAAGUUGGCAACUCGGGAGCAAAGGUGUGGACCAACGCGGAUCUCGGCACACCCGAGUUUUUCGCGUGGCUCAACACGGUGCCACACAACGCGGCCAGACACCUCGAGGAAGUUAACGAAGAAGAUGAGCAGAACGACGACGACGACGAGGACGACGAUGAAGGCGACGCGCUAGGCGACGGGCCUCUCAACAUGGGCAAGGCGUUCCUCAUCCCGAGGGCCAAGAUGUCCCUUUACGACCAAGACAUUUUCGCGCACAGCAUGCUCGAGGCUAGAGACAAGGUGCUCGCAGCUAGGUCGCCAGGGCAGCUGCGGAAAGCGCACGACCGCUUACGAGAGACUGAAACCGCGCUUAACUUGCGGGCGGGAAACUACAGGACCGUCAAGGUGGGGUUUGAGGAACCUGCGCCUUCGGCUGGGUCGAUGGACGGGUUGUCCCAAACGGAGCCAGCCCAUGGCAGCAGCAGGGCCAGCGGAAGGGCAAACCGCGUGGUCUACGGCCCGUCGGAAACAUUUGCCUACGUGUACCACCGAAUGAUGCCGGCCUACACGGUUCUGCACAGGGUGAUGACGGAGGUGACGAGCGAGUUGCCCGGCUUUAACCCUCGCACGAUGCUGGACUUCGGCAGCGGCCCGGGUACGUCGGCCCUGGCAGUCUGGGACGUUUGGGGUGCGGGUGGCGGUAGCUCGGUGGCUCAAGAUGGAAAAGAGACCGGAGAAGGCAGCAAUCUGUCGGAGGUGCGUCUGGUGGAGGAGUCGCAGUCCAUGAAGGACGCCUGCAAGAUCAUGUUGGAACCCCUGACGAACACUGGCCGUAUUCGGACGGGGUUCGGCACCUCACUGUUGGAGGAGGCCAGGACGGCGGGCAGAGGGGGGCCAGGCGGGGCUCCGGGUGGCAGGAAGUUCGACCUAGUGGUGGCCGCCUAUUCUCUGUCACACCUCCCCACCCACGCGUCCAGAGCUGCGGCAACAGCCGUCAUGUGGAGCCUGGUAGCUCCCGGAGGCGUGCUGGUGUUGGUGGAGGACGGCAGCGCUAAGGGGUCGCAUACAGUCCGCUCUGCGAGACACAUGGUGCUCAGACCGCCGGCGCCUUCCCCUGAACAAGGUGGGGACACGGGCAAGCAGCAAGGCAACAGACGAGGCAAAAGGAACGAGAGGCAACCUCCGCCAAGGCCUUACGUUAUUGGCCCGUGCCGGCACGACAAGGAGUGCCCGCUGCAGGCUGGGGAGUUUUGUCGCCUCCAACAGAAGGUGCCUUGGAACGCUGUGAACGUGACCAGUUCUGCAGUCAAGUCGGUCUCGUUCUCCUACGUGUCCAUUCGAAAGGGGCCACCGGAACGAGAGGCGGGUCAAGACGAGAGGGUAGGCAGCCGCACCAGUUCCUCCUCGGUGGACCUCCUCAAGGCCUUCGUGCAGCAGAAAAAGAACCUUAACGAUGGUGGGAGCCUGAGGGACGCCAUGGACUCUCUCGGCACGGAUGGGAUAUCCGACGCAAUUCUGAGGCGCGAUGAUUGGGCAAGGCUAGUCCGCAAGCCUCUCAAGGCGAAGGGCCACGCGCUGCUGGAUGUGUGUUCUCCGGAGGGGAACAUCCAAAGAAAGGUGGUGGCCAAAGGCAAGUGGAAAGGCGUUCCCGGCAUGUUCGUUGCUGCCAGAAAAAGCCAGGUGGGGGGCCUCUGGCCGUACCUCGACAACCACGACUACAAAGACCGUACGGCGAAGCUAGACGACGCCAGCAGCGGGCAACCAGGCGGCGAGUUCUACAGCUUCGACCCCAGUGAAGAUGGUGGUGACGGUGUGGAUUUCUUGGAAGGCGACAGCGACGGAGAGUGGGAAGAGGUCGGGGACGAGGAGCGAGGACCCGUGGUUGAUUGGACGGAGGGAGGGGUGGGAGGCCCAGCGGUUGGUGGUACCGGUACACGGCGACGAAGGCCGCGAACGUCGCCGGCAGCCUUGGCACCACGAGGGAGGGGGAGCAGUGAAGAAGGGAAGUCACAAGCUAUGUUCGAGGAAAAGCUUCGAUAA